Messenger RNA from Elephantulus edwardii (Cape elephant shrew), 1065 nucleotides. RefSeq names its product zinc finger protein 569-like. The record is from RefSeq and is a predicted model, not a curated record. The transcript is spliced from 6 exons. Gene Ontology annotation, biological process: regulation of transcription by RNA polymerase II. Lineage: Eukaryota; Metazoa; Chordata; Mammalia; Macroscelidea; Macroscelididae. Gene Ontology annotation, molecular function: DNA-binding transcription factor activity; RNA polymerase II cis-regulatory region sequence-specific DNA binding. Bases 1 to 1065 code for a protein of 354 amino acids.
AUGCAGGAGACAGUGACAUUCAAAGAUGUGGCUAUUGACUUCACCCAGGAGGAGUGGCAGCAGUUGGAUCCUGAUCAGAGAAACCUGUACUGGAAUGUGAUGCUAGAAAACUAUAAUAACUUAAUCACACUGGGAUACCCAUUCAGCAAACCAGAUGUGAUUUUCAAGUUGGAGCAAGAGGAACCACCAUGGGUGGUAGAGGAAGAAGUGUUAAGGAGCUGCUGGUGUUCAGAGAAGCCUAAUGAAUGUGGAAAAUCAUUCAGCCAGAAGCAAAGCCUCUUUGCACACCAGAAAAUACAUACAGGAGAGAAACCUUAUGCUUGUAAUGAAUGUGGAAAAUCCUUUUCUCAAUUUUCAAUGCUUAUUAUACAUGUAAGAAUUCAUACAGGUGAGAAACCCUAUGAAUGUAAUGAGUGUGGGAAAGCCUUUUCUCAAAGUUCAUCCCUUACUGUGCAUAUGAGAAGUCACACUGGUGAGAAACCCUAUGAAUGUAAGGAAUGUAGAAAAGCCUUCAGCCACAAGAAAAACUUUAUUACACACCAGAAAAUUCAUACCAGAGAGAAACCUUAUGAAUGUAAUGAAUGUGGGAAAGCCUUCAUUCAAAUGUCAAAUCUCGUUAGACACCAGAGAAUCCAUACUGGAGAAAAACCCUAUAUAUGUAAAGAAUGUAGCAAAGCCUUUAGCCAGAAAUCAAAUCUAAUUGCUCAUGAGAAAAUCCACUCUGGAGAAAAACCCUAUGGAUGCAAUGAAUGUGGAAAAGCUUUUAGCCAAAAGCAAAACUUCAUCACACAUCAGAAAGUUCACACUGGAGAGAAACCUUAUGAUUGUAAUAAAUGUGGUAAAGCCUUUUCUCAGAUUGCAUCCCUUACUCUUCAUCUGAGAAGUCACACAGGGGAGAAGCCCUAUGAAUGUGAUAAAUGUGGGAAAGCCUUCUCUCAGUGUUCCCUGCUUAAUUUACAUAUGAGAAGUCAUACAGGUGAGAAGCCUUAUCAUUGUAACAAGUGUGGCAAAGCUUUUAGCCAAAAGUCACACCUUGUUAGGCAUCAGAAAAUUCAUACUCAUUAG